UGACAAGGUAUAGAAUUUGGAGUAAUACUGAAUACCUAUCGCAAGCUAACGCUGCCUUUCGCCACGGGAAAGCCACCAUUUUUAGCCAGAAAGCCACGAGUAUGCCCAAUUCUAGAAAAUAAUAGGUCAAUUACCAAUUGAUAACUAAAGAGCAGCUUCUUGAAGCAUAACUUCGCCCUAGGAGGCCCGGUGGACUUCCGCCACAAGCAUCCACGGACAUCCUAGCCGCCCGCUAUGCAACGGGUGCUGCGGGCGGCAGGAGAAUCCCUCUUAGUCGGGCGUGCUGGGGGACUUCGCAUAAUGCUUUGCGCCAGCGGCCUGCGGGGCCUCGCCUUCAGCGGCAGUGCUAGCCAUGCGGCCGUUCCGUCAACGCUCUGCUCUCGGCCUUGCGCCGUGCGUGCGCCAUUCCUGCAUCCGCAUACCUCCUUCUUCCGCAACUUUAGGACGCCACAGCUCACGAUAGUCAACGUGUCUCGGCCCGAAAGCCGGGUGGCAGCCCAUGACAAGGCACAUUCCGCCACACCUCGAACGUUCCAGGACCUGGGGUUGCAUGCGCCGCUGGUUUCGGCGCUGCAGGGCAUGGGCAUAACGGAACCAACCGACAUCCAGACCCUGGCCAUCCCCGCCCUCACCCAGCAGCCCGGCAACUACUUCCUCGCCUCCCACACCGGCAGUGGCAAGACACUGGCCUACCUGCUGCCCCUGAUCCACGAGCUGAAGGCGCAGGAGGCUGCGGGCUACGUCCCGCGCCCCCGCCGCCCUCGCGUCCUGGUGCUGGGACCCACUCGGGAGCUGACGGACCAGAUCACGCGGGUCGCCAAGAGCCUGUGCCACACCGCAAAGUUCCGAGCGGCGUGUGCUAAUGCGUUUCGGAGCCUCUCCGAGCAGUCCCGGCAGCUGUCGGGUCCGGUGGAUGUGCUUGUGGCCACCCCCACCCGCUUCCUGCAGCACGUCAAGGAGGGCAACGUGCUGUACAGGGAUAUUCGCUGGCUGGUGGUUGACGAGGCUGACACGGUGUUUGAGCAGGGCUGGGGGCCCGAGGUGGCGCAGAUCCUGGCCCCGCUGCGCGCCAAGCCCGACCCCGCCCGCGUGCUGCUGGUGAGCGCCUCGCUGGGGCGACCCGUGGUGCGAGCCAUGAAGGAGCUGGUGCCGGAUGCAAGGGAGCUAAAGACCUCCACCCUGCACCGAGCUGUGUCCGGCAGCUCACAUCAGUUCCUGGGUGUGCCGCCCGGGGGCAACAAGCUGCAGCUGCUGGCGGAGGUCCUGGGUGCCGACUCUCGCCGCUCCCAGAAGGUUCUUGUGUUCUGCAACACGGUGGACAGUUGCCGCGCGGUGGAGCACUACGCGCGGGAGGAGGGGCUGCGCUGCGUGUGCUACCACGGGGACAUGCCGGCGGAGGAGCGGCAGGAGUCCAUGGCUACCUUUGCCGGCGCCUCCUCCUCCUCCUCCUCCUCCCCCGAGCAGCCCCCCCAGCAACCCAUCAUGAUCGCCUCCGACCUGGCCGCCCGAGGCCUCGACUUCCCGGGCUGUGUGGACCACGUGAUCAACUUUGACUUCCCCGCCACCAGUGUGGACUACCUGCACCGCACGGGGCGUACGGCACGGGCGGGGAAGACGGGCAAGAUCACCUCCCUGGUCACCUCCCGAGACAAGGUGCUGGCCCAGCGUAUCGAGUACGCCCUGCAGCACGAUGAGCCACUGGACGGACUGUCGGCAGACAGACAGAAGCUGCCGCCCUCGCAGGUUGCUCAGCUGCAGCGGGAGCGCUCCAACGUGAAGGUGCGGGAGGCGGUAGCGGUGCUGGGCCCCAAGGGCCUGGCGAAGCUGCGGGCCACCAACGCUGCGGC
Messenger RNA from Astrephomene gubernaculifera, 1847 nucleotides. Lineage: Eukaryota; Viridiplantae; Chlorophyta; Chlorophyceae; Chlamydomonadales; Astrephomenaceae. The record is from the annotation of a GenBank genome assembly.